Parnassius apollo (apollo) is the source of this 225-nucleotide messenger RNA. NCBI's taxonomy places the organism in Eukaryota, Metazoa, Arthropoda, Insecta, Lepidoptera, Papilionidae. The record is from the annotation of a GenBank genome assembly.
AUGCAAAUGGCGGGACUGGAAUCAAUGGUCGUAGAAGAGGUUAAGCCAGUUGAUAGAGAAAAGACUUGCCCAUUAUUACUUCGUGUGUUCUGUUCUACUGGAAGGCAUAAUACUCCUGGUGACUAUGCUAGGGGCAAUGUACCUCAAAACGAACUUCAAAUUUAUACAUGGAUGGAUGCCACACUAAGAGAACUUACUGGUAUGCUGAUGCGUAACAUUGCGUAG